AAACGUUUCAAACGAGAUUCAUUUGUUACGCGCGAAAGUGGUGUGUUAUUGAUAUAGUGUUUGAUUUGCUGUUGGAGUAGUGGGUGUGUAUGCCAAGAAAUAACUAUGACUGUAACAAACUUAGCUUUGAGUAAAGAGGUUGAAAGCAAUAACAUGUUCCUGACGCCGGCUGCGAAGAAAAAAGGAAAAAUUGGCGCUAAAAAGAAACAAGUGCAAAUUGAACCACCUCCACCACCCAAAAAACCUGAGAAGAAAGUACCAGAGGGGAGAAAAUAUGCACAGAUUGCACCAGAAUCUAUUAAAAUUAAGGGUGAAUGUGUUGGAGUUGAUGACUUGGAUGAUGCCGUAGCAAAAGCUUUGAGUGAAGAAGUUAGUUACAGGCUAAGGGAAAUUAUUUCAAAAAGUACUAUUUACAUGCGUCAGACCAAGAGCACCAAACUAAGCAGAGCCCACUUGAAGAGUGUGUUUGUUGCAAAUGAUUUGGAAUAUAAUUUAGGCCAUCUAACACCACCUUCAUUCAAUUUGCUUGAAGGACCAGAAAUUUUUGUCCAGCUGGAUUCAACCGAUAAUCUUGAAGAAAUGGUUUAUUCUAAUGAAGAAUUAGAGCAAUUUCAACCAAAAAUAGCAGGUAAAAUUGUACUUCCAGACAAAAGAGUUAAACCUGCUGAUCCAAAUAAGAAAACAACAAAUGGGACUGAAUCCCUUGAAGGUAAGACCGUUGUUCCAGAUAAACAGUCAAAAUCUACCGCAGCAAACAAGAAACAGGAGACAGAGCCAUUGGAAGCUUUGGGGUUACGAAAGGUUGCUAAGACCUGAAUCUUCAGUCACCAUUGUCAGCAUUUGUCAUUGAACCAUAUCAAAAGAUUUGAAAGAAAUUUUAGCUCUCUUUAAAGUGCUGUUGCAGCAUAUGCAGAAAGAUAGAGCUUGCAGUUAUUGUGGAGCAUGAUUGAAGAAUAAUUAUGCAGUCACAGAAAAAGAAAAGCAGUAUAUAAACAUAAAAAUUCUGAGGAGAUAAUAUUAUGUAAUUCAUCAGCUUCUCCCAGUGUACUUCAUGUUGAAAUAGUCCACAGAUGAACUACUCAGUGUCAGUGCGCUGAACGUGGACAUCAGGCAGUUCACUCGUGAACUAUUUUGACAACGUAAUAUUUCAUUGACAUUUAUAAAUGUUGUGUAAUAUAACAGAACUUACAUUUACAAUUGUGAUCAUGAAGCAAGUGGAUAUCCUUAUGAGUUACAGGACAUACAGGUUACACUGCUGUAAAUUAGAUAAUUAGGUUUUCAGUUUGUCUUCCUAGGUUAAAGUAAUAUCAUGGAUCACGGUGAGAAUGGGUAACAUAGUGUUUAGAGGCUAUCAAACUCAAGUGUGUUUGGCCACAUUUAAUGACACUGCUCAUCUUUAUUCUAACUUCGAUGUUUUACUACACGUCUCAUUACAGUAGUAACUGUAUUUGCUGCCUAUCAUUCUGUAUUAUAAUAUUUCAAAGACAUCUCUGGAGUUCAUCAUUCUUUAGUAAAAUUGUACUGAAUAUGCUUAUUAAUACAUUUAAAAUGUUGCCAAAUGCAUUAAAGUGGUAUUAGACGUAAAAAUGCUGGAUUAUUAUUUUUAGUGUAGAGUUAUCUACAUAAUGGACUCGUUCAGUGUGAAAAAUUGCGCUAAAAGAUUUGAUAUUUUGUUAAUUUUAUUUAUGUAUUUAUUUAUUUCCCUCUUGUAAAAUGUCAGGACUUCACUUAGAUAUAACUAGAAUUAACACUUUUCACACCUCAAGUAAGAUAAUUGUGCAGAAGGAAGUAUUUUCACAAAGAAAUAUUUUUAAAA
Molecule: messenger RNA, 1816 nt
Organism: Schistocerca serialis cubense
Lineage: Eukaryota; Metazoa; Arthropoda; Insecta; Orthoptera; Acrididae
Exons: 6
Coding region: 106-816 (236 amino acids)
Biological process (GO): transcription initiation at RNA polymerase II promoter; RNA polymerase II preinitiation complex assembly
Cellular component (GO): transcription factor TFIID complex; SAGA complex; SLIK (SAGA-like) complex
Molecular function (GO): transcription coactivator activity; RNA polymerase II general transcription initiation factor activity; protein heterodimerization activity
Source: RefSeq, a predicted model, not a curated record